Messenger RNA from Iphiclides podalirius (scarce swallowtail), 1482 nucleotides. Lineage: Eukaryota; Metazoa; Arthropoda; Insecta; Lepidoptera; Papilionidae. The record is from the annotation of a GenBank genome assembly.
AUGUCGUUAAGUGUUAUAUUCGCCGUCGUGCUCCUUCUAUUGCUCGUCGCCCUAACGAUUUUUCAUUACGUCUCGAAGGGAAGAAAGUAUUGGCUGCACAGGAAAGUGCCUUACCGGGAGCCGUGCCCGAUCUUCGGCAACUUCGGCGCCACGCUCACUAUGCGGCGCAGCUACACGAAUAUGCUGCAGUACUUCUACGACACGUUUCGCGACGGGAAGUACGUGGGUAUAUUUCAAGCGAGGCGGCCGACGCUGCUCGUGAUCGAUUUGGACAUCAUCAAGAACAUUUUCAUAAAGGACUUCGCCUGCUUCAGCGAUCGGAUAUCGGUGUCGACGGACACCCAGCGGGAGCCGUUGCUGAGGAAUCUGGCGAACAUGAGCGGAGCCGAGUGGAAAGCUAUGCGGCACAUAGUUACACCGACCUUCUCUUCGGCUAAAAUGAAAGCAAUGUUCCCUCUCGUCUUAGACUGCGCGAGCGCUCUGAAAAUAGCCCUUUCUCAUGAAUCCCUGGACGAGGUCGACGUUCCGAAGCUAAUGUCUCGAUUCACGACGGACGUGAUCGGCAGCUGCGCUUUCGGCGUGGACCCCGGUUCCUUGAAAAACCCCGACUCACCUUUCCUCGCGAUGUCGCAGAAAAUGUUUAGGGCAGAUCGCGCAACUGUGCUGAAGCGUUACUGCCGGACGUUUUUCCCUAGGCUAUUCAAACUGUUGAAUCUCAGAACGUACUCUUGGGAAGUGGAAAUGUUUUUCACAAACAUCAUCAAUCAGGUCCUCGACGAAAGGCGGAAUAUGGGUGUGCAAAGAAACGAUUUUAUUCAACUUAUGUUAAAUGUGCAGAAGCAGGAGACAGAUUUUGUUAUGACGGAUGAGUUGAUAAUAUCCAACUCUUUUAUAUUCAUGCUCGCCGGGCUCGAAACGUCGGCGACCACUUUGUCCUUUUGCUUAUAUCAGCUGGCAAGGGACCCAGAGUUGCAGGAAAAAGUUCGUCAAGAAGUGUUGGUUUGUACGCAGCGGUACGGUGGACUGAAUUACGAGGCGGUGUGCGCCAUGCGUUUGGUUGUCCAAACUGCUAUGGAGACGUUGCGUCUCCAUCCCCCCACGCCCCUCACAACCCGUCUGUGCACCUCGCCAUGCACUCUAUCGAGCACCGAUUUAAAAGUGAAAGUCAAAGAUGCGGUUCUAAUACCGCUGCAUUGUAUACAAAACGACCCGAGAUACUUUCCGGACCCCGAUAAAUUCGACCCGGAUCGGUUUAAGGAAGACUUCAAUCCGCCCGGCUUUAUCGCUUUCGGUGAAGGGCCCAGGAGUUGUCCAGGUGCGCGUUUCGCGCAGUUGAUCGUGGCAGCGGGGCUGGCUUCGGUUCUCAGCGGGUACUCGGUCGAACCUUGCAGUAGGACCACACCACGGAUCCACUACGAUCCGCGUAGCGUUAUGCUCAAAAACAAAGGUGGCAUCUGGCUGAAGUUCAAAGUGCUCCAACUC